CAAAAAUAAAUACAUUCUUUUAUUAAAUGUUCCGUAAAGCAGAUAAAUAUUUACAUCUAAUUUUAGAAACGUAUUUUCCUGCUGAAGGAAACAUUUCAAGAUUCCCAUCACGAGUUGCUGCCAUGAAUUGGACUGGUGAGCAUCGCGCUUUCAUUGUGGAAACGUUUAUCAAAACAAACGAUUCUGUAACUGCAACACAAAGAGCGUUCCGUUUGCACUUCAAUCUUGGUAGACAUGAUCCCGUACCAGCUCGAAACACGAUCUUGUUUAUGGGUUACCAACUUCAUAGUUACUGGAUCUGCUUUGAAACGAAAAUCAAUCCAUUGAACAACUUAAAGAUGCAAUUCGUCAAGAAAUUACUGCCAUUCCACCUGAAAUGACCCGCCGAGUUAUUGACAACUUUCGUGAACGACUUCGACAGUGUGUGGACGAUAAUUGAUCCCAUUUGACUGAUUUAAUUUUUAAAACAUAAUGAAACAAAAUGGCAUUAUAUGUACUUUUCAAAAAUAAAAACACUUUUUUGUUUCUUUACUUCA
Molecule: messenger RNA, 536 nt
Organism: Octopus sinensis (East Asian common octopus)
Lineage: Eukaryota; Metazoa; Mollusca; Cephalopoda; Octopoda; Octopodidae
Exons: 2
Coding region: 27-380 (117 amino acids)
Source: RefSeq, a predicted model, not a curated record